GUACCUGAGAUAGGUUUUGGUCCAUCAACAGCAACGAUGGGGUUGCUAAUUGCCGCUGCACUGGGCGUUGGUAGUGUCCUGGGGGCACCACUUGUACUGACCGGUGUGGGUUUCACGGCUGCCGGCAUUGCUGCUGGGUCAUUGGCAGCAACGAUGAUGUCAUCGUCAGCCAUAGCCAGCGGUGGUGGUGUGGUCGCUGGAAGCCUCGUUGCCCUCGCACAAUCCGCUGGGGCAGCAGGCCUUGCUAUCACUACCAAAGCUGGCAUAGCAGCCACUGGUGCAGCCCUGAGCCUCCUGGUGUAAGAAAUAUCUGCAAACAAUGUCAUUAAGACCAGCGCUUAAAUACUUGUCCCUGAACUAAGAAGCUUAUUUGUUACCAACCAAUAAAUCUUUUUUCACUGGUUUUUAUCCCAAUCCC
Molecule: messenger RNA, 418 nt
Organism: Pantherophis guttatus
Lineage: Eukaryota; Metazoa; Chordata; Lepidosauria; Squamata; Colubridae
Product: interferon alpha-inducible protein 27-like protein 2A
Biological process (GO): intrinsic apoptotic signaling pathway; release of cytochrome c from mitochondria
Cellular component (GO): mitochondrial membrane
Source: RefSeq, a predicted model, not a curated record